Molecule: messenger RNA, 633 nt
Organism: Recurvomyces mirabilis
Lineage: Eukaryota; Fungi; Ascomycota; Dothideomycetes; Mycosphaerellales; Teratosphaeriaceae
Gene: YHC1
Product: U1 small nuclear ribonucleoprotein C
Exons: 2
Coding region: 1-633 (210 amino acids)
Biological process (GO): mRNA splicing, via spliceosome; mRNA 5'-splice site recognition; spliceosomal snRNP assembly
Cellular component (GO): U1 snRNP; nucleus
Molecular function (GO): zinc ion binding; pre-mRNA 5'-splice site binding
Source: RefSeq, a predicted model, not a curated record
AUGCCGAAAUACUUCUGCGACUACUGCGAUGUCUACCUCACGCACGACUCAAUGUCGGUCCGCAAAGCGCACAACAGCGGCCGCAACCACCUGCGAAACGUAGUAGAUUACUACCAGCAAAUCGGUCACGACCAGGCACAAAAUGUCAUCGACUCGAUUACUGCUUCGUACACGGAGGUGGGACAGACGGCGCCGGGACUGGGUAUGAUGGCACCUGGUAUGGGACCUCCGCCAGGUUUUGGUGGGCCACCGCCGAUUGGGUUUGGGGGCGGGAUGGGUAUGGGGAGGGGUGGAAUGCCACCUGGAAUGCCACCUGGAAUGCCGCCGGGACUACCGCCAGGCAUGCCGCCGAUGCCCUUCGGACGGGGUGGUAUGCCGCCGUUACCACCAGGCUUCCCACCACCACCAAAUGGUUUCCCACCAGGCAUGUCUCCAGGGAACAUGCCACCAUUCCCUCUCCCAGGUGGCUCAGCUGGAUCGCCUCCUGCGGGUAUGCCAUUCCCACCACCUGGUAAUAUGCCAUUUCCACCACCGAACUUUGCUGGAGGACCACCCGGACCGAGUCCAGUUGGAGGAAGUCAGAUGAGCCCACCACCUGGGAUGCCACCAGGGAUGGGAGGUCCACCAAGAUGA